AGGAAGGAAAAAUGUCACCACACUCAAAGUUCCAAGAAAGACAGUUCUGGGGAGUUCUCAAGCUCUUCCGCAAUAUUCUUCUUUGGAACGGACUUCUUCCAGAUGACACCUUGCAGGACCUGGGGCUGGGCAAGCUUCUGAAUCGCUACCUUAUUAUCACGCUUACUAAUAACGCCUUCAUUGGACCAGAUGUUGUUAAAAAGUGCAGCCAGAUAGCAGCAUGUCUACCAGAAAGAUGGUUUGAGAACUCUGCUAUGAGGACAUCAAUUCCCCAGCUAGCAAACUUCAUUCAGUUCCUGCUGCAGUCUGCACAUCAACUAUCCACAGGUGAAUUCAGGUAAUGCUCAGUUAAUUGUU
Molecule: messenger RNA, 357 nt
Organism: Acomys russatus (golden spiny mouse)
Lineage: Eukaryota; Metazoa; Chordata; Mammalia; Rodentia; Muridae
Product: intron Large complex component GCFC2-like
Exons: 3
Coding region: 12-341 (109 amino acids)
Biological process (GO): mRNA splicing, via spliceosome
Cellular component (GO): nucleus
Molecular function (GO): DNA binding
Source: RefSeq, a predicted model, not a curated record